This is a messenger RNA of Uncinocarpus reesii 1704, 660 nucleotides long. RefSeq lists its product as uncharacterized. The record is from RefSeq and is a predicted model, not a curated record. Bases 1 to 660 code for a protein of 219 amino acids. The transcript has a single exon. NCBI's taxonomy places the organism in Eukaryota, Fungi, Ascomycota, Eurotiomycetes, Onygenales, Onygenaceae.
AUGAGCGUAGCGGAGGUUCUUUUGCCCGACGAGGCCACCACUGAAAGAGGGAGCCCUCAGGUUGCUGUCACUGGCCAGUUGCAAAGCCUUGAUAUCCAUGAAGGAGCGACAACUGCAGUUUCUCCCACUGAUGAUCGCCAUCCAACACUGGAUGAUAACCAGGCUCAGUCCCCCCAAACAGCUCGAGCCACACCGAACCGGAAAUCGCAAUUUGGCAAACGAGAUUCCACCGCAGAGCCGUUACCAAAAGCUGCCAAAAAACGGCAAGCAAAGGUAUCAGCCAGCCAGAAUGACCUAUCAACCUCACCUUCAAAGUCUCCCUCGACGCCCCAACGAGGAACUAAGUCAAGGAGGAAAUCCCCACCGUUGACUACACAACCAGAUGAGAACCCAUUGACGUGGCAUGAUUCGGAAAUAACUUGUUAUGAUCCUACAGACCCAAAUGAUGACGGGUACGGUUUGAAUGGAGUCGGCUUCAAGCCAACAACUGCUAUUGCUUGGGAUAGAUCGCAGCGGAGAAAGAAGCAGAUUGCCGACUGGAAAGCUCGGGAAGCGCGCGAUGACCGCGAUAGGCGACGAGCGAGGCGUGAUGGCAUUGUUCUCGAGAUGGACAUAAAAACAGAUAGCGGGAGCCGCAAAAGGGUCAAAUUUGACACCUGA